AUGCAAGCUCGCCAAGAGAGUGCGCUUCGGCGCAUGGAGCAAGAUUAUGACAGCCGAAUGGAGGAGCAGGUAGAAGACCUGCGCGACAAAAUGCGGCUACUGCAGGUGGACAGGAAAAGCAACAUCGAUCUCCUCGAAUCAAGCAAACAGACCAACAAGGACUACAUCCGGCAGCUCAAGAAUGAAAACCGAGACCUUCGCAAAGCCCUGGCGGACCUCAAGCGAUCAACCUCAUCAGCAGAGAUUGCAACGGCGAUGCAGCAUCUAAACAAGGUUCGAAAACAGCAUGACGACUUGCGGCAUCGCGUGCAGUCCCAGUCAACACUACUGGAGGAGCUGAAAGAUGUGGUGAAAGAUCUCGAGCUUGAAUCCAAGAAGCCUAGCUUGGAGGACACGCCGGAGACGCGCAAGAUCCGAAUGCUGGAGAAUCGACUGGACAAGGCUAUGAUCAAAUUCAACGAGGCGCAAAGUAUCCGGAAAACGUAUGAACAGAUAGUGAAGCGUCUCAAGGAUGAACGCAUUGGCUUCGAUAAUCAACUGGCGGCUAUCGAGCGAGCACUCGCUACCAAGCAACACGAUUAUGAAGAACUGGUGUUGCUCUCGGCAGACGCGUCUCACGCACGAGAAACGAUUUUAAUGGAGUUGGAGAAGGCCCGCAGUCAACAUGAAGAUGAGAAGCGCCAUCGCGAGAAGGAACUCCGGGAAAAGCAGCAGUACGUGAAGAUUCGUCUCGAAAUGACAAAUAGGUUAGACAAGCGGGAGAAGCACAAGGGCGCCGUAGUAGCGCGUGAAUCGGGAGACUUGAGCUUCGAAGGCGAAAGUCAGUUGAAGGCGUCUCUGAUGGCCACCAUGAUGCAGCAGGGUGUUGCCGGUGAGGAGAAGAAGGAGCACCGCAGUAAGAUCGACAUUUUCGAGAGCGCGUUCCGCAAGAUCAAGGAGGCGACAGGCGUGAGCGACGUGAACGAGGUUAUCCAGAAGAUCACCAGCCAGGAGAGCACAACGGACAACUUGCUGAACCUGUCGAAGGAGAACCAGACACGUCUCGAGCGUCUGCAAGCAGAACACGCCGUGUUGAAGGCGCGUGUCGAGGAGCUCAAGUACAGCGGCUCGGGUGGCGGUCACCGCAGGAAGCUUGUGGAUGAUCACGAACAGAAUUUGGUGUUGGCCAGCACAAAGCUGGAACGAGCCAAACUCAAAUACGAGCGGUUGGCCAAGGUACUUAUCGGUGUCAAGGCUGGCGUCGAGCACCUUGUGGACAAGAUGGAGAGCGUGCGCGAAGACGACCAGGUUAUCGUCGUGACAGAUGAAACCAUUGUGGAGGCGUUGCAGGAGAGCGAGAUCACUCUGACUCAUUUGUUGAGCCAGAUCAAGCUCAUCGGAGCUGCUGCGCACUCGUCGACCCCGAGCUUGAUAGACUCGUCGGCAAUGGGGCAGCAGAAGAAGGUGAUCGCAAAGCGGCCGUCACUGAAGAACGUGACUGGCGGCAACCUGAUACCGGAAGGGCUUGGCUUGGAUGCCGACAUCCUCGUCGCUCGACCAUACAACCAGCGAAUCGCGUUGCCGGGCACCGAUGGUCUCACUGCAGAGGAGCUGGAGAUGGACGAUACGGGAGGCGCUGGCACCAAUGGCACCAUGCUUCUCGACGACACAGAGGAGGCUUUGAGCCGCGACCGGGUGAAGCGAGCAUCGACCCAGGUCAUCAUGGCGCAGGACAAGAAGAAGAAGCGCGUGCUCAAGAAGAAGUUCAAAGAGAGUGGCAACGACUCCUCCGACGAGGAAGGCGGCCCCAUUGGCUCCAGCGCCAACGUCCUGGGGUCAGGAGCCAACCAAGCGGAUGGAUCCUCGCGCGGUCCUCUCACACAGCGAACACUAUCCCCCAAGAAGAAAUAA
This is a messenger RNA of Phytophthora sojae, 1890 nucleotides long. RefSeq lists its product as hypothetical. The coding region runs from base 1 to 1890 and encodes 629 amino acids. The record is from RefSeq and is a predicted model, not a curated record. Gene Ontology annotation, biological process: outer dynein arm assembly; cilium movement. The transcript is spliced from 3 exons. Lineage: Eukaryota; Oomycota; Peronosporomycetes; Peronosporales; Peronosporaceae. Gene Ontology annotation, cellular component: cilium.